ACCCAAUAGUAACCCUAUUAUUUUGGCUUUGACAGGGAUAGUGAUUAUCGAAUCCAAUGUGAGGUUAUUGUUUUUAUCUUUUGUCUGUAUUAUAAUCUAUCAAGAACUGAAUAUUAUGAUUAGAUAGCUAGAAUAUGGUGACUUUUAUUGUGUGGUUGGAGUUGUCGCAUCGUCUUACAAGAAUUCGGAGAAAUGAUUCAUUCGAUAGACAAAAUUUUUCUGUUUGUUGUCUUCUUGCUAAAUUGAUUCGAUACGAGAAACCGGCUUUAUUUUGCGAACUAAUUCGCGCACGAAAAUGCACUCCAAGAAUGAAUAUCGAAGGUCAAUCGACGAAUACAAACCUGCUAUACCCAUAAGAAGAAAGAUAGGCCUCUAUUGGAUUUUGGCUUCUUUAAGAAUUAUUUUGACAUUAAUCCCACAAACAGGGUACAUUCAUCCUGAUGAGUAUUUUCAGUCGAUUGAAGUUAUAUCAGGUGAUUAUUUUGAUAUCGACAUUAGUAAACCAUGGGAAUUUAAUUCUACAUUUCCUGUAAGAACUGUUUUGAUACCACAGAUCAUUGUUGGUGUACCAUACUCAAUUUUAACAAGAAUUUCACAAUAUACACGUUUCUACUUUGGUAUAUCAUUGAAAUCUCCAUACUUUCUUGUAUUAUUUCCACGUCUGUUAGUAUGCAUCUUGUCCUUUGUAUCAGAUUACUGUUUGUACAGAAUAUGUUACAUGUAUGGACAAAAUUAUAAAAUAAGACUGAUCACAUAUGCCAGUUCCUAUGUUAUGCUUGUUUAUGCAACUAGGACAUUUUCGAAUGCUAUUGAGUUAAUACUAAUGGCUUUGCUACUGUAUUAUAUAUCGUAUUGUAUGGCAUAUUCAGAGAAGGUAGUAAUCCAAAGUGAUUAUCUUAAAGAUAAAUAUAAUAAAGCAAAAAAUGGAGUGGAAAGAGUAAAAUAUUAUAAGCUUAAAGCUUCUUUACCCUCACAUUCUUUGAAUCAUUGCUUUAAAAUUGCAACAAUUACUGUGAUUGGUAUAUUUAACAGACCAACAUUCAUUGCAUUUGCCCUUUCCCCUAUCUUCUUUUGGUUACAAAGAGGUUUAGGAUCAAAAAGUGUAGGUUUUGGUGAUUUUCACAUUCGAAUCUUUACUUUUAUCGCGUAUGGAAUACCGACGGCUAUCAUGUUUAUUCUAGUCGACAGCUUUUAUUUUGGUUAUUUAACAAUGGCAGAGAUAGGUAAUCUUGACAUUAGCAUCAACAAUUUUGUAGUAACACCGCUCAAUUUUUUCAAAUACAAUGCAAACACCAAAAACCUACAGAAUCAUGGUUUGCAUCCCUAUUAUGUACAUUUCUUAAUAAAUGUACCUCUUUUAUACAACGUUCUCGGAGUUAUUGGCCUCCUGACAUUUGCGAAAAUGUUAUAUAGCGGUUUGAAAGCUCGAUGGUUGGAUUUACCGCGUAUACAAAGCGUUGUCGGUUUGAUGACACUAUCUUUUAUUGUACCAAUCGCAUUGCUAUCGAUUUUUCCUCAUCAAGAACCUCGAUUUAUAAUCCCGACUUUAUUACCUCUAGUUUUUUUGUACGCUCCGAAUAUGAAUCAAAUAUCAGGAGUUGAUACAGUUUCGCGUAUCACCGAAAAUAAUACGUACCCCAAAACUUGUACGCAAAAGACUAAACUCAGUAAACUGCAGAUUUUUUGGUUCGCGUGUAACGCUUUGCUAGCAUUUUUUUAUGGGUUCGCUCAUCAAGGUGGAAUUUUACCUUUAACGUCUCAUAUAGCAACUGAAUUGAAAGCAAAACCAGAGCUCACGCAUAUACAUUUAUUUACAUCGCAUAGUUAUUCUGUACCAACGGCGCUUUUGCAUUUAAGAAAUACUAAAAGGACAUACAUAAGUACCGGAAAUCACAAGUAUAAGUUAGUUAAAGAUUUCUAUCUCUACGAACAAGGUUCAAAGCCUAUAAGAGAUGUGUGUAACAUCAUUGCCUUAAAACUUCGGGAAUGCGAGCAUAAGUAUUUCACCAGAAGGGUGCCAUAUAGGAUAUAUUAUGCUUUUCCUGCUACAGAUAUGGAAGAGUUUAUGUCUAUUCAAAAUAAUACAAAUUUAUUUAAUUAUCAUAUUGUAAAUAAAUUUUAUCCACAUGUAACCGUUGAGAAAUUGCCAUUCCCAAAAGUUAUUAACGUUCUGCGUUUGACAAAUAUGAAUAGUUUGUCGGUACAAACAUUUAUAGGGGUUAAGAACGACGUAAUCGACACUUUUCAACAAUUCGAAUUGUUAUUAUUACGAAUAGAAUAUUUCAUACAUAACAAAUGGCAAGGUGUACAUCGCGAACGAAAUACAAAUUUUUAAUUAAAUUAUUUAUUUGUACAGAAUAAAAUUAAGAUAUAUGUAUUUAUUAUCGAUCAUCGCUAUACUUGUUACAUUUAUUAAUUAAUAAAAUAAAAAAUAAAAUGCUGUAA
Molecule: messenger RNA, 2445 nt
Organism: Hylaeus anthracinus
Lineage: Eukaryota; Metazoa; Arthropoda; Insecta; Hymenoptera; Colletidae
Gene: PIG-Z
Product: GPI mannosyltransferase 4
Exons: 4
Coding region: 296-2335 (679 amino acids)
Biological process (GO): GPI anchor biosynthetic process
Cellular component (GO): endoplasmic reticulum membrane
Molecular function (GO): alpha-1,2-mannosyltransferase activity
Source: RefSeq, a predicted model, not a curated record